AUGACUUUGCUUGUGAGCAUUGGUUGUGUUUGUGUAACGGCGGUUGAAUCUGGUGGUCCUCCAGCUCUUGCUACCACGUCUGAUCUCGAUUCUAAUAAUUGUGCUCCAGAUUCUUCUGGUGGUUCUCAGUGUACUCAUAAAGGUGAUAAACCUGAUGAUCAUUCUAAAAAUUGUGAGGGUUCUCAAGAGAAAGGUCAAUGCCCUAACAGGGAAGAAGCCAUUGAAAGCAGUGUGGCUUUGGGACAUGAACAUGCGAAUGACCUUUCUCCUGCUCUUGAGGCAACGAGAGAUGGAUUAAAUAAUGACGUUUCGCAAAACGAUCGAAAUACACUGCGGGCAGACAAAGAAACAGGUGAGAAUUUAGAUAAUCUGAAGAGUCAAAACCCUGAUGUAAUUGAAAAAAGAGGACCAACACCAAGUCCAGAGGAUAGAACUCAUAGGGGACCUACUCAAUCAGAAGCUCAUGUACAGGUCCAAGCGCAACAAAGCGCACAAGAAGGAAUCCCUGGUUCUCCUCAAACGGAAGAAAGCAGCAAAGUAGUCAACAACCCCACGAGCUCAGGAGAACAAGAGACUCAAAGGAAUGAUAAUGAACUUAAUACGGAAUCCUCACCUCAACCAAAUCCACAACCACAAGAAAACAGUGAAUUGCAAUCAUCUGUCAUUGCUGGUGCUGAGACUCCUGCAUCAACUUCACCAGCGGAAACAGAGGGGAAUAAAGCAUCUGAUAAUAUAAAUGCUGGGAGUGUCAGUACACCUGCAGGGGAUGAAUCAACAAAUAACACAGCUACAAGCACCACCACCACCACAACAACAACAACAACUACAACAACACUCCCUCCUGAGACUGCAAACAACAAGAAGGGUGAUGCAGACAGCAGCAGCAGUAUCAGCAGUUCUGUGUGGGUGCGUGUGCCACUACUGAUUGUGGUUACACUGGCCUGUAUUCUUGUGUACUGA
This is a messenger RNA of Trypanosoma theileri, 960 nucleotides long. RefSeq lists its product as uncharacterized. NCBI's taxonomy places the organism in Eukaryota, Euglenozoa, Kinetoplastea, Trypanosomatida, Trypanosomatidae. The transcript has a single exon. The record is from RefSeq and is a predicted model, not a curated record. Bases 1 to 960 code for a protein of 319 amino acids.